GAUACUUACCUGUCAGCAAAUGAACUCACCUGAACGAAUAUACCUGUACGUACCUGAGAAAUCAACACAGGUAUUAUAAGGGUAUCGGAGGAGAGUGGAGAUACCAGUGGUAGGAGAUUCAAGCUUUAGAGAUUUUGUUUUUACCUGAGAAACUUGUAUAAGGCUAUUACCGGUAAACUACCUGAAAGGUUACCUGUGAUUCGUCAGCACGUGGAGUAUCCUAUAAUACAACAGAUCCGUGUUAGGUUUACCACAGAAGGUAAUAAAACAGGAGAAAAAAAACUUUGAAAAAAAUUGUCACCCGUGUACCAAUCAGCUUCGUCAUUUUAGUAGGAUAUACAACCUUGUGUGAGAACUGUGGACACUCUAAAUCUGACGAGGAUAUUUAUCAUCUGUUUUUGAAAAUCACUUUGAGGACCAAAAUCCACGAGAUUUAAAGCUUUACUCAGGACAAGGAAAACAUUUAUGAUAACGUCGGAUACACAUUCUAGUGAAAUCCUCUACUGACGAAAUUGACAGUUUGACUUUCGGUUUGUGAGAAGAGUGAUUGAGGAGGAGGUACAGCGGAUGAGGUAGAGAGGGACAUCCUGGAUUAAGUUACGUAAUAUUAUCUGACAGAAUCAAUUCACCGACAGGUGGGUUGAACUUCACUGUCCAACUGGCGGCUACUUUAGGAGAGACAAUGAUCUACACAUUGACCCAGCAGCCAAUAAACCCGGGGCUGACACAGCCCUUAGCCCCGGUAUUCAGUCAGGGGGUCACACAGCCCCUAUCGCAGGGACUAACUCAACAAAUUAGCCAGCAACUUACUACGCAGCUUACACAACAACCCGUCAGCCCCGGGCUCAGCCCGGGGGUCAGUCCUUCAGGCCUCAGCCCCGUUGUGACACCCCCAGGUCUCAGCCCUGGACUAAAUGGCGCUAACGGUCAGUUGGUCAGUGCGACCAGCCCGGGGGUGAGUCCAAUUUCUCCCGUGGCGCCAAUGUCUCUACAGCCUGGAAUUAUGCAUCUUAUAAACUAUGGCGACAAGGACCUCGGACUCCUGCUAUCACAGAGGAUGGAAUUGGUCUGGCAUGGAGAAUUCGAUCGUCUCUUCAGCCAGUACUUUCCCCACAUGUGGUACCUUGUUCCCACGUUCAACCCGCCAAACGACAGAUGGAGGACAUUCAAAGAUAGUGCUAAAGUCCGAUUCUCAUGUCAGAGUUGUGGACAUGGAUGGACCUCGAUGAAGGGACGUGUUAUAUUUUGGUUCCAGUUAAACUACGUUACAAACACGGGUUACGUCAUGUUUAAGUUGUACGGUCAGCAAUGCCAGAGGUGUAAAAAUGGAACGUAUGAGCACGCCAUGUGGUAUCCGGAGGAAGUUGUCAAGGUACUCGGAAAUGUAUAUAACCGGGUUGGACAGAUAUACUAUGGAUUUAUACGUCCACCACUUCGGAUAGACCGAAGAGCAGGGAAACCAAGAAACCAACACAAUGCGGAACUGUGCCAAGCCUGCAAGGAGGGUUUAUGUCGGGAGGAAUGGUCGUUCUCGUGAAGGCAGCGCCAUCUGUAAUGUCUAUAUACAUAUCAAGGGCAGUAACUCCGAUUUACCCUGACAAUAGACCAUGCCAGGGACGUGAAACGAGAAGGGAAUCGAGGAAGUGAUGAAUCUAGCAAAGAGACUAUGUCUCAUUGUCAAACAUUCGUUCUAAAUGCAAUGACAUAAUACGUCAUUUAAAAAUGUGCUGUUUAAGUAGCAAGUGUGUGCUCAUUAUUUUAUUUUAAAAUCAUGUUUGUAUGUAAUAUAUAUAAUAUUUUAUUGAAUGUUUUGAAUUCUACAAAUAUGUAACAUAUGCAUAGGGGACUGUUGAACAGUCUCGAUUCAUAUGUUUAGUUUAGAAUUAUUUAAAAUUUUAUAAAUUGUGUUCAUUGUAUAGAAGGGCAUGAUUGAAUCAUCAUAUUGUAUUUCUCUGAGUCUUUUUAUUAGAUCUGCAUACAAUAAAUCAAACGUUUUGUCCAAACAAAAUAGCAUUGUCUUAAACUGACGAUCUAAGCUCAAUACAGUGUUAAACUGCGUUUGUAAACUGUAAAGUAUUAUCAGGCUGAUUAUUUCACCAGCAUUUGAAUAUAAAUAUGCAUAGAUGUGUUCUUUUAUUAAAUUGUGCAUUUAUGUUGUACAUAACGAACCUUUAUGAUACAAUUUUAGCUAUUAUUGUCAUGUUUCGUAAAUAUAGAUAUACAUAUUUCAUAAUAUAUCAAUCAUAUUUUAGCAUAAACAUAUUUUAUCAAACCAUUUGAAAAUGUCUAUAUCUUUCAGAUUACUCGCGGUGGGUUUAAUUUUGCAAUAUUUGCGGUCAUGAAAAUAAUCACCCAACGAAUAUUUACAUAUAUAUAUAUAUAUAAUUGUAUCUAAUGCAGAAUAAAUAAGGGGAAUGUGGCUCGAAAUUUGAUAUCCGCGAGCUAUAAUUAGCCCCAUGAAAUAUUACAACUUUACAGUAAUUAAUAUAUGUGUACCCUUGUCUCAACUGACUAAAUAUCAGAAUGUAAUCAAAUCAAUUUAUUUGCAAAUUGUUGGAUUCGAUCGCGAUAAAUGGUUAUAUAUCAGAAUCAGUAUCAAAAUUCCGUAGUAGUAUUAUGAUCAGGUUUACGCCAUUGCUACACAAACACUCUCCAGUGUUAGUACAAUCGUAACGUGAUUAAAACAGUAUUUUUAUUUUAAGUCCCAUUAUAAAGUAUAUAUCCUUACUUACAGUUUUCUUAUCAAACCGAAUAUAAAGGAAGUUAACGCAGGUCACGAUAUAGGGAAAUCUUGUUCUAAAGUUUCUUAUAAGUAUUUGUUAUUUGAGUAUUUGUGUGAUUGUUUUAUAUAUACAUAUAUAAAAAUCCUCUUAAUGGAUAAACAUUUAAACAUAAAUAGUUAAAGGAUCAAAACUACUAAAAUUCACCAAAACAGACACGAUGGAUAUUUCUUUAUAUUAUUGCUACUGAUUUUCUCUAAAAACAAGUUUUACUUAUUUUUCCUGACGUUUAAAAGUCAUACGACGACAUGUUUACAAACAGAUAUGAUUCUGUUUGAUACUUGAUGUGCCUUAAUUGUACAUAACUUAUUGUAUUAUAGUUUACGUUAUAUAAAUGUGUGUAUUACCUUUAAUGUUUGUUUUUGUAUUGCAGUUUAGGUCUUAUUAAAAAUAAACCUACUGCCAAAGCCUCAUUUCAGCUAGAUCAUAUUGAAAUGGACCACAGGGUCUUGUAUCAAAACCAUUCCAAGAACGUUUUUAACUUGUUUCUCAUUCUAAAUUACUAAAACUGAUUUAUGCGACAUAUCAAAUAUAUGUAAAUUUAGAUAAAGCUAUUUUAGGUCACAUUGAUAUGUAAAUUAAAAUAAAGCUAUUUCUAUGUUACUUUAAGCGUACUGGAAUUUUGACGCAUUUCCAAAUUUUACCAGAUUAGCGCAUUCAUUGAUUGACGCUCCUAAAUUAUUUUCGAAAUAAACAGUAUAUAGAAAGUGUAAUUAACGCAAACCUAAUCACGCGCAAUUGUUCCAGCGCAAAAAAACCCACUGAAAUAAGACUACCGCUAAAAUACGUAAAUCUUCAGUAAUGAAUCGAUAACAAGACCCAGUGUUAUUGUUUGAUUGUUAACAUUUUUCUGUUUGCUCACCUUCAUUUAUGUUCGUUUUUGUGUGACCAGGCAUUGUUUUAAGUUUGUUAAUAUCAACUUGUUCCAUUAGACGUCUGUGUUUACAAUGAGCUAUUUUCAUAUAGAUUAUCAACUUCUUUAAUCAAAAAUCAUAUAUAAUUUUUAUUUUCCACCGUGAAAACUAACUCAUCAGCUGAGCUUGGUGUUAAUGUUUAUACCAUUUGACGAUGAUAUAUGUACAGAAGAAUCAAGAGAUUUAUUUCUCUGUGAAAUAAUACGAAAAAGUGUCUCAUAGUAAACAAUGAACUGACAGCGAGCUAAAUGUUAGAUAUCUGAGCAUGUUGAAGUAUUAUUAUGAGAAAGCCACAAUGUGCUACUUUUAAUACAUGUAGUGCGAUGGAUGCUGCCGUUUGGGUAGAUAUAUCAAGAUAUCGGUGUAUGAUUCACACAAAACUUUUAAUUUCGAAACUGGUUUUACUUCGAGUUAAGAAGGACCUUGACGCUAUCAGUCUACGGGAUAACGAGGUUUGGCUGUAACAAGAUAGAAAAAUUGUUAACAUAACAUAAAAUAUACAUACAUCGCAUUGGGGGAGCUGUAUGUUAAAUUCUAUGUGGCAUUCGUCACGAGCUAAUUUCCUGGUAUAUACUAUUUUAGAUCUAUGUUCUCCAAAGUUAAAGGGCUGAUAUUUGACAUAAUUUAAACUCAUCAGUAGUUUAUGUUGAUGUGAUUUGAGAAGUUUUACCGCUAUUACAUAAUUUAAUGUUUCUUGAUUGUUCGUUUGCAAUAUUAAUUUUUAUAUUGUCUAUUUCAAUUAAAUAAAAAUCUUUCAAGCA
Pecten maximus is the source of this 4455-nucleotide messenger RNA. RefSeq names its product receptor-transporting protein 3-like. The transcript has 4 exons. Lineage: Eukaryota; Metazoa; Mollusca; Bivalvia; Pectinida; Pectinidae. Gene Ontology annotation, molecular function: olfactory receptor binding. Gene Ontology annotation, biological process: protein insertion into membrane; protein targeting to membrane. The record is from RefSeq and is a predicted model, not a curated record. The coding region runs from base 683 to 1537 and encodes 284 amino acids.